Molecule: messenger RNA, 8872 nt
Organism: Dreissena polymorpha
Lineage: Eukaryota; Metazoa; Mollusca; Bivalvia; Myida; Dreissenidae
Product: NPC intracellular cholesterol transporter 1-like
Exons: 30
Coding region: 320-5881 (1853 amino acids)
Cellular component (GO): membrane
Molecular function (GO): lipid carrier activity
Source: RefSeq, a predicted model, not a curated record
GUUUGGUGCGACAGAAAUCGAAAGAGCGUCUUGUCACUAGGAAAUGUCACUAUCUGGACCUUACCCACUCAGCCCAUGUUUAAGUCAUUUCAAAGUACAAACAUUAGUGUAACAUUGAAAAUCACACCAUCAUAUAAUUAGCAAAGGAGUUAUCUGUUUUCAAAAAUUGCUUAAAAUGGUUUUGUAUUAAAACGAUGCGCUGUCAAUAAAUCAGAUUCAUUGUUGACACCGAUGAUUGAAAUCUAAAAAAUAUAUUUUACUGUCAGUUUCAACCACAGGCGUCAGUCAUAAAAAAAUUGAUCUUGAAAGUAAAGACUGUAUGAAGAAGAUGCAGACGUUGUUGAGUUUGGUUCUUGUGUUAACUGGAUUUGCAAAGGGUUUCCUUGAGCAGCCAGAUCAACCUGGACAUUCCCAUGGGCAUUGUGUGUGGUACGGGCAGUGUGGCCCGGGAUUCAACGGUGGGCGUCUCAAUUGCCCAGCAACCGGGUCAAAGGUCAACCCCCAUAAGCUCACUGACCAGAAGGCUCUGCAGAUCUUGAGGGACUAUUGUCCAGAAAUCUAUAAUGGGAAUGACAAUACCCUGACGUGUUGCUCUCCGGAGCAGGUGUACACGUUCCGUGAGAGUAUUAGCGUGCCCAUGAACAUUCUCAGCACCUGCCCCGCAUGUUACCGCAACUUCCUGAACCAAAUCUGUCAGCUGACUUGCUCUCCCCACCAGAGCAAGUUCAUCUGGGCCAACAUGUCCGGGGAGUACCCACAGGGCGCGAGUGAAAACCCAGGUCCCAAAGGCAUUCCCCAUGUUGUUUACCUGAUGAGCAAUACUUUCGCGAACAGCGUCUAUGACUCUUGUAAGGAUGUGGAGCUGCCCGGAGCAAUCAUGCCUGGUACAAAGUCCAUGGAAAUCUUCUGUGGUCGACCAGCGUCAAUGUGCGAUACACAGACCUGGUUAGAGUUCCUGGGGACUGUGGGUAACGGACAGGCACCCUUCCUGAUCACCUUCAAGCUGUCAGACCUGCCUUGGGAGAGCCCGGAUAAACAGAUGCUUGAGCCCAUGAAUAUGACCAAUACCCGCUGCAACCAGCCAUUGACCCGCUCUUCAUCGGCAAUUGGUACUGAUAAGUGUUCCUGCAAGGAUUGUGUUCUGGAGACAUGCCCGGCCAUUCCAGUCGCGGGGCCAACUAGCAGGCAGCAGUACCUGGACAACCUGCUGGGGGCUGGACACUACACAUUGGCGGAGGUCAUAAUCGAGCGUGUUAACAAGUCACCCAUAGAUCACACACUAGCUCCACCAUUGACCACCAGUGUAAUGUUUGCCUCGGUAUUUGACAAGAACUUCCUACAUCAGGUGUUGCAACUACAACAAAAUAUCACAAAUCUGGAAGCGCACAUUGGUGUGAUGCACCAAGUCACGCUGGCUGACAUAUGUUCCAAGCGUCCGUCAAGCCAGGCCUGCAUUGUGGAGAGUAUUGCGCAAUAUUACCAGAAUAACAACACUAACAUUGACAAGGUCGCUUACGAUGAUUUUGGGUUCUUCCUAGAAGGAGAUUACCUGGACCACUUCUUGUCAUGUGUUCAUUCCCCACAGUUGGCUAGAGACACAACGAAGCUCAACAUGUCUUGUCUGACGACAUUUGGUCUAAACAGUCCUGCAUUCAUGAGCCUUGAAGGAUAUAAUGGUACUGACUACCACUCUGCCAGUCGGCUUGUUCUCACAUUUGUGCUGGACAGCUUUACAAAGGACCCUUCCCAAAUCAUGGCCUGGAAGAAUGCCUUUGUGUCCUACCUGUCAACGUACAUUAACCCAGACAUGGUCCUAACCUACCGGCCAAGCGGACAGGCGAACCUUCUUCGGGGCCAUGCGGACCAUGUCAUGGUAUCAGUUGCUGAGCGGAGAUUACCGGUAGUGAACCAAGAGGGACCCAGUUAUGCAGUGGUUGAUGAUGAGACAGAGUUAGUGGAGGAUGACCCACCGGCAGUGACAGGACAGUGUGUGUGGUACGGGCAGUGUGGCAAAGGAUGGAACGGCGGCUCAUUGAACUGUGCUGUUACAGACAAAACACGCACUCCUCAGAAGCUUACAAAUGCCACAGCACUGGAUGUUAUAAAGAAGUUCUGUCCCCUUCUCUACAAUGGAGUCAACUCAACGUACACAUGCUGCAGCCCAGACCAGAUCCUCACGAUGCAGGCCAGUCUCGGUGUCCCCAAUAACUUGCUGCAGCGUUGCCCGGCAUGCUACCACAAUUUCCUCAAUCAGAUCUGUCAGAUGACGUGCAGCCCCAACCACUACCAGUACAUCAUUGCUAACAUGACAGACAAGUGUCCGGACGGACGAGAUAACUGUACGGGGGAAGGCGCCAUUCCGAGCAUAGGCUACUUGAUAACGCCAAAGUUUGCCAGUGACGUGUACACGUCUUGCAAGGACGUCCAGAUGCCGUCAUCCAAUGACAAGGCCAUGUCUAUCCUCUGUGGGAGACCCGCCAAGGACUGUAACCCGUCCCUAUGGCUUGCUUUCAUGGGCACCACAGGCAACGGACAGGCUCCUUUCCCCAUCAACUACAUUAUCACGGACUCCUAUGCAACUCCCAAUCAGACCUACCAGCCUCUCAACAUGUCCAAUGUUCCUUGCAAUGAGUCGCUGUCUAAUGACACCCUGGCAUGUUCUUGCCAGGACUGUCAACAGAGCUGCGCUGUUCGCCCACCACCCCCGGCACAGAAAAAACCUUGGAAAAUCGCUGGAAUCGAUGCUGUAUCCUUCAUCAUGGGAUGUGUAUUUACGGCGUUUGUUAUUGUGUUCAGUAGCUACAUAGUUUGCUACGCAAUAAUCAAAGAGAAAGCUUUUGGAAAGAAAUCGUAUAAUUUUGACAAUGUUGAAAAUGAUUCCUUUUCAAGUCAAGCCAACAUGGUGAGGACAUUGGUCUCACCAUCUGACAUCGGUACUUUUGAAAAACUUGGCGCCAGGGCGGAAGAAAUACUGUGCCGUCUCUUUACUGUGUGGGGUACUUUUUGCGCUCGAUAUUGGCACAUAGUGUUGCUGGUGACCAUUAUCGUGUUUGGGUCGCUAGCUGGCGGCAUUAUUCGGAUGCAGGUCACCACUGAUCCUGUCAAGUUGUGGUCAGCCCCACAGAGUACGGCUAGGACACAGAAGGACUACUUUGAUGCGCACUUUGGGCCUUUCUACCGCACAGAACAGGUGAUAAUCACCCGACCCAACAACCCUGGUAACCAGUCUGUGGUGAUACACCAGAAGCCGUAUCCUUCCACAGAGACCAUGCCAUUCUCCUCCUUGUUUGAUAAAAGUUUCAUUGAACAGGUAUUAGACUUGCAGAAUCAGAUAGAGAAUAUCAAAGGCACCUAUAAUGGCAAGGAGGUGACAAUGAAGGACAUCUGCUUCAAGCCUUUAAGUCCCGAUCAUGACGAGUGUGCCAUUCAGAGCGUGUUGCAGUACUACCAGAACAACAAGACCAACCUUGAUGCCGUGGCAUAUGACGAUUCUGGAUUCUGGGUGGUGGCUGAUUAUCUGGAUCAUUUCCUGGCCUGUACUCAGGCUCCUACAUCCAUAUCGGACCAGACCAGGCUCAACAUGGGAUGUCUGGGAGAAUACGGAGGCCCCGCCUUUCCCUGGGUGGUUCUGGGAGGCUUCUCAGACUUGGACUACAACAACGCCACGGCAUUCGUGCUCACGUUUGUCGUUAACAACCACCUAGCGGAGGAUCAGAAUGCACAGGCUGAGGCGUGGGAGGCAGAGUUCAUCAAGUUCAUGAAGAACUUUACCAACCCUAACAUGAUUCUCUCAUUCUCCUCAGAGCGCUCCAUCCAAGAUGAAUUGACGCGUGAAAGCAACUCCGAUAUCUGGACUAUUGCGCUCAGUUAUAUGAUCAUGUUUGGCUACAUCACCAUUGCUCUAGGGCAGUAUCAUAGCUGCAAAACCAUCCUGAUAGACUCGAAGAUUCUGCUGGGUAUAACUGGUGUGGUGAUUGUGUUGCUAUCUGUGGCAGCGUCCGUUGGUUUCUAUAGUUACCUGGGUGUUCCAAUGACCUUGAUCAUCAUAGAGGUCGUGCCAUUCCUGGUGUUGGCGGUCGGAGUGGACAACAUUUUCAUCCUUGUCCAGAAGUAUCAGCGUGAACCUCGGUUACCUGGAGAGACGUUGGAACAACAGAUUGGUCGGACCUUGGGAGCUGUAGGACCUAGCAUGCUCCUAACCUCCAUCUCAGAAUCAAUUGCCUUCUUUCUAGGUGCAAUGACUGACAUGCCUGCUGUGCGAGAGUUUGCCCUGUACGCUGCCAUGGCUGUCCUGUUUGACUUCAUACUGCAGAUCACUUGCUUUGUCAGCUUGAUGACGUUGGAUGCCAGACGUCAGGAGGCUAACCGUUUUGACAUCUGCUGCUGUGUGAAAUUGACCAAAGAGGAGAAGAAGAGUUCUGAGGGUUAUCUGUACUGGCUGGUGAACAACUAUUUCUCCAACGGUCUGCUGUGCUCCUGGGUCAGGCCCAUUGUGAUUGUGGUGUUUGUGGGCUGGUUUAUGGCGAGUAUAGCCUUCGCAUGUCACCUGACCCUUGGCCUUGAGCAGGCCCUCUCCAUGCCUACAGACUCGUAUGUACUGCAGUACUUUGGUAACAUCUCCAAGUACCUGUCGGUGGGGGCCCCCGUCUACUUUGUGAUCCCUGCCGGCUACAACUACACCAACAAGGCGGCCCAGGACGCCAUAUGUGGCAGUAAGGGCUGUGAGCAGGACUCCCUGAUUGGUCAGGUCUUCUUCUCAUCACAGCUCGCUAACUACACAACAAUAGCCCAGCCUGCCUCUUCCUGGAUAGACGACUACUUCGACUGGGUAAGCUCCACUGGGAACCCACCCUGUUGUCGUAUCAACGACCAGACUGGGCAGUUCUGCCCCUCCACCUCCAAUGAGUCCUGCCACAAUUGCCCCUUCCAGCCCUUUGUUGGGGGCCGUCCCAACUCACACGACUUCAUCACCUACCUGCCCAUGUUCCUGAAGGACAAUCCGGGGCUGAAGUGUGCCAAAGGUGGCCACGCAGCCUAUGGUGCAGGGGUGAACCUGGUCAGUAAUAACACGCAGGUGGGAGCCACAUACUUCAUGACGUACCACACUCCAAUGCGUAAUUCGGGAGACUACAUAAAAGGACUGACAGAGGCCAGAAACAUUGCCAAGAACAUCUCGGCUGCCAUGAACAUUGAAGAUCCCAAUCAGGAAGUGUUUGCUUACAGCAUCUUCUACGUGUUCUAUGAACAGUACCUGACCAUUGUGAAGUUAACCAUACAAAACAUUGCCAUUUGUAUGGUCGCCAUAUUCAUAGUGACCUUCAUUCUUCUUGGCUUCGACUUCGCCACUGCGGCCAUCGUGUGUCUCACCAUCAUCAUGAUAGUCGUAGACAUCAUGGGCAUGAUGUACCUGUGGGAUAUCAACCUGAAUGCAUUGACUCUGGUGAAUCUUGUCAUGGCUAUUGGCAUUUCUGUUGAGUUCUGCUCUCACAUUGCGCGAGCCUUUGCCAUAAGCAUAGAACAUAGCAAGGUGGAUAGAGCCAAGGAUGCCUUGGCCCAUAUGGGCAGCUCUGUUCUAAGUGGUAUAACGCUUACCAAACUUGGCGGUAUUAUUGUGCUGGCAUUCGCCAAGUCCCAGCUGUUCCAGGUGUUCUACUUCCGCAUGUACCUGGGCAUGGUUGUGUUUGGGGCUUCCCAUGGGCUCAUAUUCCUGCCGGUGCUACUCAGCUAUAUAGGCCCCAGUAUAAAUAAGCAGAAACUGUUCCAACAUCAGCAGAGCCUUGACAGUGAGGGAAAAAAGCCCACACAAAAUGGUGCAGCCGCAACAACUAACACCGAUUAUUUCAGGCGCAUUGAUUCACCACCCAAUUACAGCAAUUUAUAGAGCACCUGCAUAAUGUUAAUAGACAUCACAACUUAUAAGAGAUCAUUUACACUACACGACUCCAUGUGACCUCAUUAUGUGUGUUUUGCAAGAAGAAAUGAUCAUUUACAACAGCAAUGUAUAAUUCAUGCUAUUGUAAAAUGGGUUGCCUAGUCAUUUCCUAAUAAGAGUGAUUUAUUACCAGGAACAAGUUGGAUGGCCCUUCAGUGACCGCAGGUUGAUGUUUGCUUGCUGGACCCACAUGAGGCCUAAUACUAAUGAAUAUGAAGUCAACUUGAAACAGUGUGGCAGCCAGUGCUUUGUUGUGGACUGCUUGAAAUGUGUAAUGCUGUGAGAUUAAAGUGCUAGGAAAUGUCCAAAUUUCCUCUCUAAUUUGUUUUCCCUUUCAGCACAUAAAGGCCAUUUUUGUAUUUAUAUGUUUAGUUUUGGUUCAUGCCAAAUACAAUUACUUAGAAUAUGUACGGAUAAAGUUGUGUUCUUCAUAAUUCAAAUCUUGGUGACAGUCGGACAUUUUCAGUUAUCGUUAUUCAGAUUUUUGAAAAUGUCUAGUUACUGUGUUUGUGAUAAAAGACUAGUAGCAAUGUAGCAAUGGUCAUUGAUCCUAAACACUGGACACUGACCAGUGGCUAUUGCAAUUGACCAUUAGUAGGGUAUAUUCACAAUAAGCAGUGGACACUGACAGGUUGCAGUGAUCAUUGACCUUCAACUUUGGUCAUAAUCUUGGAACAGUAACCCUAGAUGUUGAAGAGUGUUUGUUGACCUUAAAUUCAAUUAAACUGUAAAUGCUUGUGAUCGACCUUUAGCACAGACCUCAUGCAAUGACAUUUUGCCUUUAUGUGCGGUCAUUGACAGUGUCUUAUACAGUCUCCAAGGUAUUUGAUGGUCAUUUUAAUUGAAAUGUACAAUAACAGAAUGGUAGUGAAUGAGAUCCUGUCAUGCACGGAAUAGUCCUUAAAAUAUUGUGAAGAACUGUGUUAAAACCUCACUGUAUUAUCCAGCUUUACGGAACAUCUGCUUUUGAGCAACUACUUAAAUUGUCAUGGGACCAAUACAGUAUUUGCCUUCAUAAUAAGUGACUUGGGAAAGAAUUAUUUGUAUGUUAUAAUUGUUGAAAACUUGUUAAAUAAUUAUUUGUAUGUUUCUUACUGAUGAAAUUUCAUACAUUUGUAUGUACGAGAUAUAAAUACUGAUUGAAUCCCAGUGUUCAUAAUGUGAUAAUGAGUGCACAAAUAAGAUAUGAAGCCUUUAUUUAACAUGUGCUUAUUUUGUUGACCCAUGUAUAUGUUUAUGCAUGUAAAUUUGCAUUCAUAAUGUAGAUGUAGAACAUACACAUCACGUUCUGUAGAAAUAUUUAUAUGUUCAGUUUCGUUAAGUUAGCAAACAUAAACCUGACACUUCUGAGAUCUAGAAGCAUACUUUAUGCACUCCAGUUUCCACUUUAGUUUAAACACAAUUGUGUGUAUUGACUGGGUUCAUGAGUGUUAUUUGUCACUGACUGUAUUUUAUUUGAAUGGCCUUCCAUUAAUUUUGCUCAAUACCCUAACAGAAAUUAUCAGAUUGAUCGUCAUGGCAUUGUGAUUUGUCGAUGCAUGCAUAAGAGUUGAUGUUAUUUUUAUGCUUUCAAGCUAUUCCUUUUGCACAGUUUUUCUUGUUAUUACUGUAAAAAAAUUGUAAAAAUUAUAUUAUUAAUGCUUGUUAAAUUGAACCAAUACUUAUCUAACUCACAAUUACUAUUGAUGCCUGCAUUGGCAAGUUCUAUAGCAAAGGUGUUUUGAUACACAAGGGAAAUAUAUUAAAUAUUUCAGUUCCUACAAUGUGCAAAUCAGUGUCCAAUCAAAAGUGUUUCCUCAUUAUUGAAUCGGGUCAGAUAGUUUUGCUUUACAAUUAUAUUCUUUGCAAAAAAUAUAUCCUAUACAUGCAUUUAUAUAAAAAAGAGUGUUCAAAAUAAAAAUUACCUGCUUUAAAGCAGCUUCCAAAGUUAUACUUCUGUAUCAAAGUCCCAUAAAAGAGUCAUAUUACAAGCUUUUUGCUGGUUUGAGACUGACAAUAAAUAUUACAAUGUGACAAACGCUAUCUAGUGUAGAUACUAGAUAGUGGACGGUUAUUAUAAGAGUCCUAUUAAAAGAUAUCUAGGCUUUUAAAGGUUUAAACAUAAUAACAUAGUAAUUUAGUUAUAUAUAUAUAUAUGCAUAUAAUUACAGUUUUUCUAUACACUUGUUAAACUUUUAUUUGAUUUUUAUGUCCCCCACAACCAUAGCGGGGGACAUAUUGUUUUUGCCCUGUCUGUUGGUUUGUUGCUUUGUUUGCGUUUGCGUCAAACUUUAACAUUUGCCAUAACUUUUGCAAUAUUGAAGAUAGCAACUUGAUAUUUGGCAUGCAUGUGUAUCUCAUGGAGCUGCACAUUUUGAGUGGUGAAAGGUCAAGGUCAUCCCUCAAGGUCAAAGGUAAAAUAUAUAGCUUCAAUGCGGCGCAGAAGGGGUCAUAGUGUUUCUGACAAACACAUAUCUUGUUUAUUUGGUAAACAAUUUUAAUGAUACUUCCUAUAUGCCAUUGACUGAUUAUUAAUAUUCAAUUCUCUGCAAAAUAUUUUUACAGGUAAACAUAUUUAUUAAAAUAAAUUAUAUAUUUCCUGUUUGAUAUAUAUUUACCAUAUUGGUGGUGUCUUUGUUAUGUACUCAUCAUUUAUUAUGUGAGAAAAUUCCGAACAUUUCUGCCUCGUCAUCAUAACGUCCCAUUUGUAACAUAUUCAUUCUGUAUGCACGUCCCUAUGUGUGCAUGUAUUUGAUUCAAAGUCUUUGUAUUAUGCAAAAUGUCUCUGUAUACCAAAUGAAUGAUUGUUAUGUCUUGUAACGAUGCAUUUAAACUGGUUAUUUUGUGUAUCAUAUUAAUCACUAUAUUUAUUUUUCACGCAAAGUGUUGUUUACAUUUUGAAAUUGAAACAAUGAUGGAACGUCAAAAAUCAUAAAAUCAAUUAAAUAUAACAAAAUCUAA